Australozyma saopauloensis is the source of this 1479-nucleotide messenger RNA. Its product is annotated as epsin. Gene Ontology annotation, cellular component: clathrin vesicle coat; plasma membrane; endosome. Bases 1 to 1479 code for a protein of 492 amino acids. The transcript has a single exon. Gene Ontology annotation, molecular function: clathrin binding; phospholipid binding. The record is from RefSeq and is a predicted model, not a curated record. NCBI's taxonomy places the organism in Eukaryota, Fungi, Ascomycota, Pichiomycetes, Serinales, Metschnikowiaceae. Gene Ontology annotation, biological process: endocytosis; actin filament organization.
AUGUCGAAGAUCGUGCGUUCUCUUAAAAAUGUGGCCAACGGCUACUCGUCCACACAAAUUUUGGUCCGAAACGCCACCUCUAACGACCCCUCCGGGCCAACCACGUACGAUAUGGAAGAAAUAGCGGCAGCAACCAACACUUCGCAAACGGAUUUCUUGGAGAUUAUGGAUAUGCUUGACCGUCGGUUGAACGACAAGGGCAAGAACUGGCGUCACGUCGCCAAAUCGUUGACAGUCCUUGAUUACUUGGUCAGAUAUGGCCUGGACAAAUGUGUGUUGUGGUCCAAGGAUAACUUGUACAUUAUUAAGACGUUGCGGGAGUUUGUUCACUUUGAUGACAGUUCGCAGGACCAGGGUGCUUUGAUCCGUGUCAAGGCCAAGGAAUUGGUGGCCUUGUUGCAGGAUGACGAGAGACUUACCCGCGAGCGACAGAAUGCGCGCCAGAGACACCGUGGAGGCAAUUCUUCGUCUGGGACUCCUCAGCGCCGUCGCUCGGAUCCUUACGAUGCGGAGUUGCAGCGCGCGCUAGAGCUUUCUCGCGAAACAGCAGAACAAGAACGUGCCCGCAACCAGCAUGCACAGAAUGCCGAUGAGAAUGAUCCAGAUUUGCAGGCUGCGCUCAAGCUCUCUAUGGAGGAGGAGGAGCUUCGUAAGCUUCGCACUCAACGGAACGAUAAUCUCUUGGACUUGAACGAUUAUGCUCAACCUCAGCAACAGUACUACCAGCGACAACAACAACCAUAUUUCCAGCAGCAAGUUGACCCUACAUUCUAUUACCAACAGCAGCAGCAGCAGCAACAGCAAUAUGAUAUGUUCGGAAACCCUAUCCAGGCUACUGGUUAUUACCAGAACUACGGCCAGUUCGGUCAACCUCAAACGCAGCAAUGGCAACAACCUCAGAUUCCCCAGUAUACUGGAUUUGUGUCAUCUACCGCCACUGCUGCUCCGGCUCCAGCAGAGGAAUUGAAGCCCCUUAAAACUGGCUCCAAUAAUCCAUUCGCAUUACAGCAACAACAACAGCAACAACAACAACCACAACCACAACAACCUUCACUCAAUACGUUGGCCCAGAGUCAAAGCCAAAGCCAGUUCGACACUCAAACGCCAUUCUUCACUCAACCUCACCAAAACCAGGAACUACAACAACCUCAACAACCUCAACAGCCUCAGAAGUCCCGUUUCAACGACAGUCACGAAUUAAACAACCUCUUGGCCUCCGGUACGGGUGUGGAUACCUUCGGAAACACCGGCUCCUCCCGUAUUCCUCAUCAACAUACGGCUAGAGGUAGCUUCGUUGCAUCAGGUGGUGUAGACACAAGAAAUAAUGCUGACGUCAGAUUGAGCUCCAACGCAACUGGAAACCCAUUCUUGAACACUGGUAUCGGUAACACCGCCACGGCAGCUCCUCACAUCAAUGCUGCUCCUACUGGUUAUGGAUUUGGCAACAGUAAAGACGAGCCAAGUUUGAUUGACAUCUAA